This is a messenger RNA of Etheostoma cragini (Arkansas darter), 2471 nucleotides long. It is a transcript of the gene idua, whose product is annotated as alpha-L-iduronidase. Gene Ontology annotation, biological process: carbohydrate metabolic process. The transcript has 14 exons. The record is from RefSeq and is a predicted model, not a curated record. NCBI's taxonomy places the organism in Eukaryota, Metazoa, Chordata, Actinopteri, Perciformes, Percidae. Bases 213 to 2114 code for a protein of 633 amino acids. Gene Ontology annotation, molecular function: L-iduronidase activity.
GCACGCAUUAUACGUCAUCAUGCUCUGAAUGAGACUGCUACUCGGGAGUGGAAAUGCGUUUUUGUUGUUUUUUUUUGCGUCUUGCUAAAGUAAAUGUGUUUAUACAAUGGAAAAGGCCUGCUGGGUUGACCCAUUGUUACUAACUUUAAGUCGUUUUUAUAGCCUUUUAAGAUAGCACGACCUACAAAGUUGCCAAAUGUUCGGUCGCAGACAUGCAUUGGAAAACCUUUUCUGUCUUUGCGUUACUUCUUAACAUUGCCAAAAUUUCAAAAACGUCAUAUGUCAUCACAGUUGAUGUGGGGAGACCAGUAGGACAUCUCAAACACUUCUGGAGAAGCACUGGUUUCUGUCCCCCGCUCCCUCACACUGAGGCCCAGCAGUUUGACCUGAGCAUCGACCAGCAGCUGAACCUGGCCUAUGUGGGCUCAGUCCCCCAUGGAGGGAUACAGCAGGUCCGGAUACACUGGAUGCUGGAGCUGGUCACUGCACAAGAUAUUGGAGGACAGCCCCAGUACAACUUAACUAAACUGGACCAGCUGAUAGAACUCUUGUGGAUUAAUGGACUCCGACCAGGUUUUGAACUGAUGGGCAGUGUCUCUAACUAUUUUACGGACUUUGAAGACAAAUCACAAGUGGUAGAGUGGAGAAAUUUGGUUUAUCUCAUAGCCAAGAGGUACAUUGACAAGUAUGGCCUGGGAAGCGUCUCCCAGUGGAACUUUGAAACAUGGAAUGAGCCCAACAACCAUGACUUUGAUAAUGUCACCAUGUCAAUUCAAGGGUUUCUAAACUACUAUGAUGCCUGUUCGGAGGGUCUGCGCGCUGCCAGCAGUCUCCUGAGGUUUGGGGGUCCGGGAGACUCCUGUCAUUCCCCCCCUCACUCUCCAUACUGCUGGGCCAUGCUGCAGCACUGCUAUAAUGGCACCAACUACUUCACCAGAGAGACGGGCGUCAGGAUCGACUACAUCGCCCUGCACAAGAAGGGAGGAGGCUUCUCCUUGCCCAUCCUCCAGCAGGAGAUCCAGACAGUGGGAGAGAUCCAGGAGCGUUUCCCCCGGUUCCGCGGCCUUCCUGUUUACAACGAUGAGGCUGAUCCGCUGGUGGGCUGGUCCACGCCUCAGGAGUGGAGGGCUGAUGUGACCUACGCUGCCAUGGUGGUAAAGGUGAUAAACCAGCACCAGUACCUGCUGCUGGCCGACCCGAACAGCACCAUCAACUACACCCUGCUCAGCAACGACAAUGCCUUCCUCAGCUACCACCCACACCCAUUUACCCAGCGCACGCUGACUGCCCGCUUCCAAGUCAACAACACCCAGCCGCCUCACGUCCAGCUGAUCAGGAAGCCCGUCCUCACUGUCAUGGGCCUGCUGGCUUUGCUAGGAGAGACGCAGGUCCUGGCUCAUGUUUUGAGCUCCGCAGGAACUGUCAACAGCACGGUGGGAGUUCUCGCCAGUAGCCACAAGCCCGUAACAGUGGGCGGCUCAGAUGGCUGGCAGGCAGCCGUAUUGCUCUACAACAGUGACGACAACAGCACCUCCACUAACCCUGAUGAUGUCACCGUCUCACUAAAAGGACUGUCUGCGCAGAAAGAUCUUGUGUAUGUCACAUAUUAUAUUGACAACAAUGUGACCAACCCGUACCAGCUGUGGCAGAGCAUGGGCAGCCCCGACUACCCCACAGCAGAACAGUUCAGACGCCUCAGGAGUGUGCAGGACCCUCAUGUUGAUGGACCCUGGGAAGUUCCUGCAGCAGACACUCUGACUCUGAAAGCUAAACUGUCCGUGCCCUCUGUCCUCCUCAUCCAUGUUUGUGCCCGGCCCAAAGCCGUCCCAGACCAGGUCAAUGGAUUACACUUCAUCAGGAUCACCAAAGGCCAAGUCCUGGUCGUCUGGUCAGACCACUGUAUCGAUUCUAAAUGCAUUAAGACAUUUGAAGUGGAGUUUUCUACAGACCACAAGGAAUUCAGCAGAAUUAACACUCAAGACACCAUUUUUACUUCUUAUGUUUAUUCACCUGUAGAUGGGAAGGCUGGCGGUCUGUACAGAGUCCGAGCUGUGGACUACUGGGGAAGGCCUGGUCCGUACUCGCUGCCAGAGAGCUACUCAGAGGAGCACUAGACCACGGGCAAGUCUGGUAGCAUUCUAAUUAUGUUUCUGAUGGUUUUGUUCUAUGUAAAUACAUGUAUAGAAAUGAAUGUAUAGAAAUGACUUGUAUAGCACUUGUAUGCAAUACAAGUGCUGUGCCAUCUGGCAAAUCGCAUUGUACCAUUUAUUAUAUAUGCUCAUGGUCUGUUUCACAGAAAUACAGGCAUCACAUUUUUAAUAGUGUAUAGAAAUGUUUGUAAUUGUAAACUCUGAUCUUGUUAGAUAAAAGUGACCAAAGACUAAUAAUUAUCCGCAAACAUUAUCAGCUCAAAUACAUUCAUUUCUUAAGCAGUUGUUGAUUCAUUGCAAAAGGGGGUGGAUAAAGGGACA